GAAGACUGUUCCAUACGGUCUCGGAGGCCCUUCUCGAUCCAGAAGAUCGCUGAAGGACAUGGUGCCAGAGAUGCUCACUGAACCUAGCAGCAGAUGCCGAUGUGCCAGCCAGAAGGACAAGAAAUGUCUGAACUUCUGCCAGACAGGAAAAGAUCUCUGGGCUCAGUCCACAGUGGAGAAAACCUCGCGUCAUCUCAACGAAGCUGGCAAUUGCAUCGGACCCAAGUGCAUGAGCCGACAGCUUGUUGAGGGCAAGAAAAUGAAGCGGCUGGAAGCCAUUGGUAACAGUAUCAAAGCUUCCUUCCGUACUGCGAAGCUGAAGGCUGAGCUCCAGAAAGGGUGGAAGCUGAAAUAUAACAGGGCAAACAAAAGGCAAAGCAUCUGGGAAAGCCUGAAAGCAUCCUAG
Messenger RNA from Eurypyga helias (sunbittern), 406 nucleotides. RefSeq names its product endothelin 1 (gene EDN1). The record is from RefSeq and is a predicted model, not a curated record. The transcript is spliced from 3 exons. Gene Ontology annotation, cellular component: extracellular region. Gene Ontology annotation, molecular function: endothelin B receptor binding; endothelin A receptor binding; hormone activity. NCBI's taxonomy places the organism in Eukaryota, Metazoa, Chordata, Aves, Eurypygiformes, Eurypygidae. The annotation marks the transcript as partial. Gene Ontology annotation, biological process: regulation of systemic arterial blood pressure by endothelin; regulation of vasoconstriction; vein smooth muscle contraction.